Molecule: messenger RNA, 1085 nt
Organism: Fragaria vesca subsp. vesca
Lineage: Eukaryota; Viridiplantae; Streptophyta; Magnoliopsida; Rosales; Rosaceae
Exons: 5
Coding region: 1-1062 (353 amino acids)
Cellular component (GO): Golgi apparatus
Molecular function (GO): O-acetyltransferase activity
Source: RefSeq, a predicted model, not a curated record
AUGGUGCUCACUCUUCUGCACUACCAUGUCCAUGGAGAUCAUCAGCAACAGCAUUCUGACGAGGAAAGAAGAGAUGCUGGAAAUGAAGGUUGUGAUAUAUUCGGAGGAAGGUGGGUUCCCGAUGAGUCGUAUCCUCUCUACAGUUCAUCACAAUGCCCCUUCAUAGAGAGAGAGUUCACUUGCAUACAGAACGGCCGUCCUGACCAAUUGUAUCUCAAAUUCCGGUGGCAGCCCACUGGUUGCAACUUAACAAGGUUUGACGGUGGAGAUUUCUUGAAGAGAUAUAGAGGGAAGAGCUUCAUGUUUGUUGGAGACUCAUUGAGUUUGAACCAAUGGCAGUCACUCACUUGCAUGCUCCAUUCAGUUGUUCCAGAGGCCAACUACACACUUGCUAGGGUGGGUGAUCUAUCCACAUUCACCUUCCCGGAAUACAGUGUAAAGGUGAUGUUCUCUCGGAAUGCAUUUCUAGUUGAUACAAUAGCAACACCUGCUGGCCGAGUUCUUAAGCUCGACUCUAUUCAAAGCGGGAAACUUUGGAAGGGAAUCGACUACUUGAUCUUCAACACAUGGCAUUGGUGGCUGCACACCGGAAGAAAGCAACCUUGGGAUCUUAUUCAAGAAGGAAACAGAACCUAUAAAGACAUGGAUCGCUUGGUUGCGUAUGAGAAGGGGCUCAAUACAUGGGCUAAAUGGGUAGACACCAAUGUAGACCAAACAAAAACCAGAGUCUUCUUCCAAGGAGUUUCCCCAGAUCACAAUAACGCAAGUGAUUGGAGGGAUCCGACAGCGAAAGCUUGCGAGGGACAAACAAAACCGGUGGCCGGGUCUCAGUAUCCGGCAGGACCUCAUCCAGCAGAGCAAGUAGUAGAAAGGGUGUUGCAUUCCAUGUCAUUCCCAGUUUAUUUGCUAAAUGUGACAACCCUUUCCCAACUAAGGAAAGAUGGCCAUCCAUCUGUGUACGGCCACGGUGGUCACAGGGACAUGGAUUGCAGCCAUUGGUGUCUCGCUGGCGUUCCGGAUGCUUGGAAUGAACUCCUAUAUGUAGCUCUUAUACAAAGCUAACUAACACCAGUACUUGAUUAGUU